This is a messenger RNA of Acytostelium subglobosum LB1, 1533 nucleotides long. RefSeq lists its product as hypothetical. The record is from RefSeq and is a predicted model, not a curated record. The transcript has a single exon. Lineage: Eukaryota; Evosea; Eumycetozoa; Acytosteliales; Acytosteliaceae. The annotation marks the transcript as partial.
AUGAAAUCAUUACCAUUGUAUAUUGAAAAGGAUAUAUUGCUAAAGGUGUUGUUGCUUGAGAAUGGCUUCACUCCAUUGGCUUGGAAGCUUAAGAUGGACUUGGUGUGUCGUCGUUGGUAUUGCAUAGUCAGUGAACAACUACCUCGUCUAUUAAGUCUGAAAGCAUCAGAUGUACAACAUCUAAAAGAAUGGCUUGUACAUUCAGAUAGUUAUAGACCAAUCUGGACACAAUUAGAUUCACUUUGUAUCACUCAUAACAACUCAGAUUCGCUUGAACAACAUUAUCAACAUCAACUACACGCUCAAUCAAUCACAGUCGACUAUGAUAAUGAUGACGAUGAUGAAGUCAUAAAAGCAAUAUACUCAACUGUUGACAAUGUAAAGAUUGUGUCAUCCAAUAUCAAACAGUCGAUUGAACGUAUGAAGUUGGAUUGGUCACACUUUGCAUCAUUGAAGAAGUUGUCUGUGUUUGGUUAUAAUGGAUGCUCCGAGUUGAUCACUUCGUUGGACACUUUGCCCCAGUCGUGUAGGCUGGAGCAUCUUGACCUGCGGUGCUAUGGCAUCGAUCUGACCAAACUGUCCUCGGUCAUCAAGGAGCACGCACCCACGUUACAAAGCCUCUACUUCCAAAUGAACCAGAACGAGAAUACAAUCGAACCAUUCCUGGUGCAGCUCGCGCAGACCGUGUCGCCAUCGCUCACCAAGCUUGAGAUCACAUCCCGCGUCUACUUUGACUUCACGACAUUGCGCUGCUCACUGCCAAACCUGUCCACAUUCAAGUUCAUCCUGUCAUGCAAGCCCACUGUUCAAGAGUCCAUGCAUCAGAAGAACAAUCAUCAGUCGCUCUACAGGUUCGUCGCGCAGCAUCCUGCCAUCACCGCACUGUCAAUCCAAGAGCAUCAGCACCACAGUGAGUGGGUGGAUCUAGUACGACGCAAGCCCCUGAUCCAGAAGCUUGUGCUGUCCAUCAAAGCUGGUGGCGGUGGCGGUGGCAAUAACAAUGGGGUCGGUGCAGCGACAGGCGGUCCGCCAAUCAAUCUCCUGGACGAAGCCACAACAACACAGCCACUGCCAGCGAGUCUGAAGCACCUCAAGUUGAACCAGGCAAGUCCGAUCAACAGCAUGAACCUGUCGCGUCUGUUUGCCAACCUUUACUCGCUGUCAAUCCACAGUCUGGGUACAUCUUGCAUGCUCGAGCUGGCCAAGUAUCUGGGCGACACCGUCCAUCUGGAGGAGUUCAAGCUCAACUACAUCGUCAACCAGCAUCCGUCAAAGCGACCGAUCGAAGCACAGUUGGAGCCAUUGUUCCACGCGAUCCAACGCAACAAGUCACUGCGCAAAUUCGCCGUACACGACUACCGAUUCUCCAUCAACUCAUUCAGCAAGUUGAGUGCUGCACUCGAAGUCAAUCAAACACUCAUGGUCGUACAAGUAAUCUUCUUCAACAUGGAAUUGCCCACAUCAUUCAAGUUGAUCCUAUCCAAGCGCAUGAAGCAUAAUGAAGAGAACCUUAUGAGGACUCUUUACAGAGUC